AUGCGGCCCUCCGAAACAACUUUAGGUCCUAGUUCACAGUUUGAAGAAUAUGCUGAUAGUGAUGAGAUGGAUGAGAUGCUACUGGAAGGUUUUGGGAUGUAUGAUACUCGUACUUUAGGAGAGGAGCAAGAGUCUGAAGAUGACUUGGACGAUGAUGUUGAAGCAUACUAUAGAUUAGUUAAUGAUGGACGCCGAGAGCUGUACCCAGGUUGCAAAAGAUUCUCUAAGGUGCAAUUUUUGGCGAGGUUGCUUCACAUCAAUAAUAUGAGGGGAAUGAGCAAUGUCUGCUUUGAUGAGAAUUCUAGAGCUGAAGAAGAUUUUGACUUAAGGAGCCAUGAGGGAAGUGAUGAGGAAACUGAAUCAGAAGAUGGAGAAGAUGGCACUGAACAUGGUGAUGAAACUGAAUCGGAAGAUGAAGAAGGUGAGUCUGGACAAGAAGAUGAACAUGACCAAGAAGAGGAAGUUCGACAAGAACAGGAGAAAACACAUGAAGUUGUAGAGAAGACAAGAAGAGGACCUACUCACAUGAGGCGCUUUUGGAAGGAACAUGAUGUUGAUAACAAGAUCAAUUUGAAGUUCAACAGAUUUGGUCAGCCAUGUGGUUUGAAGACAUGCAAGCUGACAAAUUUUAUUGGAACCCUAGUGAAAGGAAAAGAAAUGUCCUUAGCUGCUCAAAACUGGAGCAAAGUACCAAAGUUAGAGAAAGAAAAGUUGUGGGGUUCUGUCCAGGCUUUUUUCAACAUUGAUGAGUCAUACAAAAGAUGGGUGUUGAGAUCAGCUAGUAAAAAAUGGAAAGACUUCAAGGUUGUUUUAAAGAGGAGAUACUACAAAGCUGCUUUGUCACACGCACGGAAUAUUCUUAAUGGUUCUGAUAAUAGAAUACCAAUUGGACAGUGGGAGUGGCCAGUAAAACACUUGAGAACAGAUAAAGCUAAGGAAAAAUCUGAGAGAAACAAAGCCACUCGAGCAUCGCAACUCAAGGGAUGCAACAGGACCCACACCGCUGGGUCACGAAGUUUUGCAGUUGUCCUUGAUCAAAUGGAAAUGGUAGAAGGUAGGGAAAUUGGGCGUGCCGAACUUUACGUGGUUACGCAUACGAAAAAUAAUGGAUAUCCAGUCAACCAACAAAGUGGAGUAAAAAUGGAUGAAAUUAAAAAAAGGAUUCGGGAAGAUCCUUCUUUGAUUGGUGAGGAGGCCUAUGAUGGUGAUCUUUAUUCAUCAAUUUUCCCAAAAGAAAAGAAAGGAAGGCCAAGUGGCCUUGGUCUAUUAGUAGGUGGAGUCGCUUCGGAGCGCCUUGCUCAAGUUGAAGCUGAACUACAUGCUGCUAAAGAAGAGAACAUGGAGCUUCGGCAUGUGGUGCAUACUCUAGUGGCAAAUCAAACUUCAAUAAUGGCCAAGAGUGAGAAAAUGGAAGAACAGUACAAUGAGCUAAAGAGUUUGAUCAUAGCUUCUAGGGGGUCAGUUGAAAUGGGCGGAAUUCAAGAAAAGGAGCUUCCAAAUAAAGAUCCUUCUAAGGACUUGGAAACCAUGAAUGACAAAGAACAAGCAACUUCACUUUCACAUACUACCAAGGCAUCUGAGGCAAUGGCUGCUCCAAGGCAUCCAGAUAAGGUGAAGGCAUCCCAACUAGAAUCAACACUAUCUAGUCUUGCGACUGUGCCGAAACCAAAGAACGCAAAGACAAAACAUAAGAAACCAGGAAUAUUUCAAACACCGCUCCAAAAGGGGCCAAAGGAUGGAUUAGAAGAUACCAUAAAGUGUGGCAUGGAAGUUAGUUUGACGUUGCCAAAUAGUGAAAGUGUGGUGGCAAUGGGAACCAUUCAGAAAACUAAUAGAAAAGCUAAAGCUAUUGAUGGCCAACCACUAGCUGAUUGUGUUGAAGUUCUUGUCAACAUCGUGCUCAAAGAAACAACUGAGCUGCCUCAUGCACAAGGGAAAAUAAACAAGCUAGGAAAUGCCCAAGCUAGGUGUAUUCCAUGGCCACACAAAAAUAUUAUGCAAACAGAUCGUACUACCAUGCUUCACUCUAAGGUUUCUAGUGUUUGUAGUCAGAUGUCUUUCAACAAUAGAGAGAAUGUAGAUCCCAACAAAACAACCACUGGAACUCAGGUGACCGACCAUCAUACUGGUUGCAGUACUUCAGAAGGUCCAGUGAGGAAUACACUGAAGAGAAAGAAAGUUUCUGAGACAACAAGAAUGAAAAAAGGUACUCGGGCAAUCUCCGCUACAACCGGAAACAACAUACUUAGGAAUUCGGGCACGGAAACAUGAAAGAUGGUCAUAGGUGCAAGCUGGAAGUCAAGCUGAAGGUGACACAUUGCUACUGGAGUGUGUGACAACAAUCUGGAGUUGUUUUGACAAGAGGUGUACAUGUGUAUUGGUGAUCUAAGAUGCUCAUUUAAGUUGUGACAGAGGUUUUGCUCAUUUAAGUUAGACAUGUUUCAUUGAUGUACAAUAUUCGACAGCAUAAUUUCUGAAUGUGCGUUUGUUUCUUUGCUGGAGUAUA
This is a messenger RNA of Triticum dicoccoides, 2506 nucleotides long. RefSeq lists its product as uncharacterized. The transcript is spliced from 12 exons. Bases 1 to 2271 code for a protein of 756 amino acids. The record is from RefSeq and is a predicted model, not a curated record. NCBI's taxonomy places the organism in Eukaryota, Viridiplantae, Streptophyta, Magnoliopsida, Poales, Poaceae.